Molecule: messenger RNA, 525 nt
Organism: Alternaria metachromatica
Lineage: Eukaryota; Fungi; Ascomycota; Dothideomycetes; Pleosporales; Pleosporaceae
Exons: 2
Coding region: 1-525 (174 amino acids)
Molecular function (GO): carboxypeptidase activity
Source: RefSeq, a predicted model, not a curated record
AUGUUGGAUGGUCCAGCGCGCCAACCCUCUUCCGUCCAGCGAGGAUCCGUUGCGUCCAUCAAUCAGUACCCUGGUGAUCCAACAACUCCCGGAUACGCGUCAAAGCCCGGCGUCGAGCGUGUCAGUCACCCACCAAAUCUUCCCAAGAUUCCAUCUCUACCUAUCUCCUACCGCGAUGCAUUACCCCUUUUGAAAACUUUGGAUGGGUAUGGCAUAUCAGGCAGGUCUAUCAAACGUGAUGGGUGGAUUGGCGGUCUGGCUGCAACAUACAGCACUGGUCCUGCACCAGGCAUUACUCUUGCUCUCACGAACUUCAUGGAAGACAAGAUCACACCAGUCUGGGACGUCAUCGGUAUCAUCAAUGGUACGAAUGCAGACGAGACUAUCAUCAUUGGAAAUCAUCGAGAUGCAUGGAUCGUCGGCGGAGCAGCAGAUCCGAACUCAGGCUCAGCUAUCAUGAUCGAGAUCACAAGGGCUUUCGGAGAGCUGCAGAAGACUGGUUGGGUGCCUCGUCGAAACAUGUAA